AUGAAAACAUCUCAACGUAGAUCCCAGCGGGCAUCUGCCGCUUGCGACUUUUGCCGAAGGCGAAAGCUUGGUUGCGAUAACGCGAAGCCAAAGUGCGAAAAUUGCCAGGGCCGAGCUAUUGAGUGUACAUAUUCUCACAGAAUUGCUCAAGCUAGACCGUCUAAUGCGCGCAUACAGAAACUGGAGGAGGAAAAUGCGCGUUUACGCGAUCAAUUGUGCUCAAGGAGUCCAGAGUUGAGUGGUGUGCAUUCUGAUGCUCAACAACGAGACACUCACUUGGCUGCUGAUACCCCAAACCCAAUUGAAUCAACACCUACGCUGAACAUCAUCAGCGAUCAGACUCAUCAAGCAAAGGCGCAGGCUGUCUCUCCUUCUUGCCAUUCCGCAAUCGGGCAACCCGAGGGCGCCGCUUUUCAUGGCCCUUCCAGCGGAGCCUGCGGAGGCAUACAUAUAAGAAACAACAAAGAGCCGCCUCGUAUAACCAGCCACGAUGAGAUUACCAAAAACCAACUUUUAGCAGAGACAGCCAAGCAACGUCAACUCGAAAAGGUCAACCUCAGAGCAAGAAAGCUUGACUUCUGUGGUGACGACCCAAAGAUUGGCAUGGAUCUUCUUUCCAAAUUCUGGAACCGCCAGCAUUACAUGGGCUCUAUCGUCUAUCGGCCAGCUUUUAUGCGCGACAUGGCAUGCAAAGGCCCUUACUACUCCGACCUUCUCCUCACAGCCAUGCUCUUUGCUGGCUCUAUGCACACAGUUGAUGCAGCUGCUCUCCGAAACACUAGCAGGCUGAAUUCUAUCGGUCAUCCAUAUCGUAUCAAAUUCGAACAAGCCUUGCACGCUUCUGGCUCUCAGGUGUUGUUCAAAAGUGAUAUCACUACCAUACAGGCACUGCUGGUCGUUUCUGAUGCCUUGUUCUCAUGGUGUAAUGAGAGGAGUCUCUCAUGGCAUUACUUAGGUAUCGCGAUUAGUAUGAUAAUCGAUCUUGGUCUGCACAUUGAUGGGCCAGUUCGAAGAUCUUCAAAGAAAGUAUCUGCUGAAGAUACGGAGAUCGAGCGUCGGGUAUUCUGGGCGACAUUCGUCUCGGACAAGGUCCAGUCUAUCUACCAAGGUCGUCCGACUCGGUUACGCGAGCAUGAUAACCGUGUGCCGAUUGUGUUUCUCGAUGAAUACGAAGAACUGGAGGAUUUCCACACACGAACGUACUGUGCUCAGCCGUCUCAGUUGGAUUGUCCGACGUAUAGUGUCUCCACGUUUGUGCAGCUUUGUAAACUCAGCAUUAUCGUGGAUCGUAUUCUAUGCGCUCUUUAUGCUGAGAGGAGCGCCACAAAGAACGCUGAUCAAACAUGGCAGACUGCGCAGUCACUCCACGCUGAUCUUCAAUCUUGGAAGGAUGGGUUGCCGGAGUGCUUGAGAGUUGAUCUGAACGACCCUACUUCCUCUAACAUCCUUCCUCACAAUCUGACAUUGCUGGCAUUGUACAACUCACUAAUCAUCUUGAUCUAUCGUCCUUUUCUUUCAGAGGGUCACCUUACAUCUGUCUCUGCAACAGUCGCACCUGAAGCCUUCUUUAACUGUGUCACAGCUGCGAUAGAAACCCAUCAGAUUCUACUAGUUUACAAACAGCAUUUUUGCUUUAGGACAGCGCCCUAUUUUAUCUCGUACGCCACGUACGUUAGCGCAACGAUUCAUGUCCGUAUGGCUGCGCAGAAAAGUCCAGGAUCGCAAGCGCAUUUAUGUCUUAGAAAUUGUUUGGAGAUUUUAUCCGAACAGCAGACGUGGUGCCACGCCCCAAAGCGAACGAUGAAGAUUCUUUUUGGUAUCAUGAAGCGUUUAGGUGUGAAUGUUGGAGAAUUCGUGGCGAUAGAACCGACAAGCUGUCAAGAUGGCCACCUGGGACAGAUUGAUAUAUCUGAACUAUCUCAAGUUGACCCUGACAUCAUGUACCAAGAACCUGACGUGUCAGUGAUGCAGCAGCCAACACCUGACACGGCAGUUGACUUCUCUAACCUGGAGUUUUCUGAUUUUGACAUCGAUCAGAUCAUGCAAAGCUUUGUAUUUGAAGCCCCUCUGAUGGCACAGGGGGAUUUUGUGCCAGUGCCUCAACCUGGAUUCAGCCAUUAUGGCACGGGUGAUGAGGCACUCACAAGUCGGGAUAUGAUGGUGUUUGAUAACUUAUUCGGGUUCGACUCCAGUACCUCCUAG
Molecule: messenger RNA, 2202 nt
Organism: Fusarium subglutinans
Lineage: Eukaryota; Fungi; Ascomycota; Sordariomycetes; Hypocreales; Nectriaceae
Product: Nit-4-like protein
Exons: 6
Coding region: 1-2202 (733 amino acids)
Biological process (GO): regulation of DNA-templated transcription; DNA-templated transcription
Molecular function (GO): DNA binding; zinc ion binding; DNA-binding transcription factor activity, RNA polymerase II-specific
Source: RefSeq, a predicted model, not a curated record